Messenger RNA from Exophiala spinifera, 414 nucleotides. RefSeq lists its product as uncharacterized. The record is from RefSeq and is a predicted model, not a curated record. Lineage: Eukaryota; Fungi; Ascomycota; Eurotiomycetes; Chaetothyriales; Herpotrichiellaceae. Bases 1 to 414 code for a protein of 137 amino acids. The transcript has a single exon.
AUGACGGCAGUGGUAGAGUCACAUAAUUCAGGACGAACACAGGCAUUUGCCCUCGGAAAACUCCGUGCAAAGCUUUUGACGGGCGCCAUCAGCAGCGACGUGGAUGCAGCAGAGAUAGCAGCUCAAGUGAUACGUGCAUUUCCUGAUUGCAACACCAAUGUCCUGGCCGGUGCGGUAGCAUGGCGCGAUCUCUGUGCGAUGACGGGACGGUUGCGAACAUUCCAUGGCAGCAAUUCGGUUCAAACAACAGGGAAGGCCCCAUCGGCCGUUGAAUCCAAGGGCUUUUGCUUUGAUGCAGAAGUCAAGUAUGGUCGUCCAGGUGGUGCCCGAUCUUGCGUGGAUACAAGCACGCUUCGUAUUCAAGACUAUCAGCUCUUGUUCUGGCUUGAUGUGCAUUGCUCGGGAAGAGGAUGA